GUAUGCAACCCGUUCUUGUAAAUAGUCGACCAUUACGGGUGAAAUCGCACGAAUCCGAGUCAAAACUCAAUUUAAUCGAGCAAGAAGACCAGUUUGAAGGCGCAAAUUAUUCAAGCUCGUCUGGUGUCAUAAUAUGCUAUUCGAAUGGUACCGGAGAGGUUAUUACGCAGGAGGCGUUUGAUGAUUCCGGCAUUCAUUUUAUCUUCUCAAAAGCCACGUGUAUACAAUAUCCGUCAAAUUUCGACCCAAUCGGUGUGGGAUCCGUCGUUCAGAUCUUCUGGAGCCGGAGCUUCGAACGGGUGGUCCGCGGGAAUCAUAUUAUAGUGCAAAUCGAGAAAAUGGAGGUUUAUAAGUGUUGUGCAAUGCUCCGCGAGCAGGUUUUCGUCACAUUCAACUCCCCGUCGACUGCUGGCGUCGCAAUUGGAGUCACCGAACGAAAUAUUACUGUAGCUUUCCAUCCGAACUGCUCGCCUGUUAUUCGCUACGAGACCUUAAAGGCGCAUAGCAUUGGACGCACCGAAUUCGAGAUUAAAGAUAGACACCGAGAGAACACGAAUCGAAUGGUGGACGUUAUCCUGGCGGCAGUACCAUUCCGCGUCGAAAUCCACGGAAACGUCGAUAAAAUCCCAUUUUUCGUCAUUGAAAAGUGCCGAAAUUCGCCGGGCCGAUCCGGCGCCGCUGUCAUCACAAAAAUUAUGAAAAAUCAUUUUAUGGAAGCGAAUUUCCUGCAAAAUUCCGAAUCGAUCUACUUUGAUUCGACGUCUUGCCACUCGAAUAUUCUCGAAAAAGUCAGCAUUGGCUCACUGAUUAAUGUGCUUGCCGACCCCACAUUUGCCACGUCAUCAUACAAAUGGUAUGGCUAUGACGUCACUCUGUGUAAUAAUUACCUCGCCCACGCCAGCACACAGAGAAGCUUUGUACUGGAAAAUAAUGAGAUUCUGCAAAAUUGUAAGAAGCUCGAAAAAUCGCCGGAAGAAGCGGAAACCACUACGAAAAAUGAUUUGAGAUUUGUGCCACCGCAGCCGGAAAAGGGAGAGGUUAAGAAAAAAAAAAUGACGAAUUGCCUGAAAUUCAACUCGAAAAGUGCUCAAUUCAAGCUCCGACAUCUCAUCCUCGACAGAUGCUUCAGCGAAUUACCGGAACGCGAGGCCAAAUCGAUUAUCAACUCGUAUUUUAUCGAUCGACUUGCCGAGGGCAUAAAAAUCGAGAAAAUCGACAAAAAUUGGAGGACAUUUGGUGAAAUUUUGCCGAAAACUCCAAAAAAGUACAGCGAAUCGCUGAAAAAAUCGAUUCAAAACGUUUUGGAACCAUUUGGCCUCAACAAACCGGAAAAAGCAGCGGAAACUCCAAAAAUUGUGGAAUAUUUCCCGAAAAAUCCGAAAAAACGUGUGGAAAUCGUUGAAAAACCGACGGUCGACGAGAUUCGCGAGCUCUUUGGAGCACUUAUGGACGCGGAGGGUUUUGCGUUGAAUCAACGUGUGAAGCCGCAUUUCGUGCUACCCGAUACUCGCUGGAAGCCCACAGAACGGAGAUAUAUUGGAAUCUACGACGACGUGCAAUGGACGUUUAUGAGCACAUUUUGCCCGAAAAUCGAGGAAAAUUCCGAAAAUCGACCGCUCGCCGGCGGGUGGUGGUACCGGCGAACCGUCCCACGGGACCAUCCCGUCGAAAUUGUGCAGAAAAUGGAAACUCGGCGGAAUAUUAUCAAAGAUUGUACAGAAUCCCCGUUUAUUGAAUGAAAAACUAACUCGUGUGAAUUUAAAAAAAAAAUAUAAAUAGUUUUAUCGAUUUUUU
Caenorhabditis elegans is the source of this 1794-nucleotide messenger RNA. It is a transcript of the gene eri-3, whose product is annotated as Reverse transcriptase domain-containing protein. Lineage: Eukaryota; Metazoa; Nematoda; Chromadorea; Rhabditida; Rhabditidae. Bases 3 to 1739 code for a protein of 578 amino acids. The record is from RefSeq and is marked reviewed. The transcript is spliced from 11 exons.